CAGCAGGCUCUGCAGUUUUCAUUAACAGCAGAGCCCAAGAAUCCACAAAUUUCUAUAUUUAUGGAAGAAGAUGCGUUUUAACAAGUGUCAGCGACUCAGCGGAACAGCUUUCAAGUUCAACACAGAUACACUGUUCCGCCAAAACCAUUAUUAUUGUAGCUUUUUAGGUGGUGGCGGUGGUUCAUUCCGAUCUGGAACAACAAAUGACAACGAUGGCCGAAACAACCUUCUCCAAACUCUCCGACGAUGUGGUCCUCAACAUCUUCUCCAAGCUUGAAGAUGAUCCGCGUCACUGGGCCAGAUUGGCUUGCGUCUGCACCAAGUUCUCUUCUCUUAUUCGAAACAUUUGCUGGAAGGACAAGUGCAACGCCGCCAUCCCCGCUGUCGUUUCGGAUCUCCUUUUCUCCUCGUCAUCGGCGCCGCCUGGAGGCUGGGCUGCCCUUUUUAAGCUCUCCGUCUGCUGCCCUGGCCUUCUCAACGUCGGGUUUUUAUUCAAGGAUUCAGACUUUGGCCUUGAACGUGAGCUUGGCCCAGAUGAGAAUUUCAGCUUAGCUGGCACGGCAAUCAAACAUCCAUGCUCCAAUUGUGAUCUAGUAGUGUCUGCUUCUGCUGCUGGUGGUGCUGGUACGUCUGUCUCUGACUCUGAUUGCUCUUGGUCGAUGUACGACGAUCUGUAUUUCGACACCGUUUAUGAUGUCUCCGAAGGGCCAGAUGCGGUUCAGAGUAGUAACGAGGAGGUCGUGGAGAAGGGGUACGGGAGAGUUGGGCAUGAUUUUCAUACGCGUAAGAGGAGAAAAAUUUGUCGAUUGCUUAGGUCUCAUUUGGCGUCAGGGGUUUGGAAUUUGAGUCGGGAGCAAGGGAACAAGCUGUUGGCGAGCCAAUUUAGGGAUGAUUGUUUGUAUAUCUGCGAUUUUCCUGGGUGUAUACACAUCGAAGAGAAGCGAAAUUACAUGCUUUUCAGGGGUGUUUUCAAAAACUUCAAGCGGUCCCGGGUGUGGAGGACAAUCAAUGAUGGGAACCGCAGGAAGAUUGAUCUGAAUUGUGCUUUUUGUGCGUGCAAUGAGACCUGGGAUCUGCACUCUGCAUUCUGUUUGAGGCGGGUCUUUCGGGGUUUCCAUGACGAUGGAGACCCUAUUGUUCGAGCUUAUGUCUGUGAGAAUGGGCAUGUUUCUGGGGCCUGGACUGACUUGCCAUUAUACACUUAAUCUGAUUCUGGUUGCUUCUGAAUUGGUAUUCCUUUUCUUUUCGUGUUCUUUUAAUCUACAUUGGUCUUGUUAGUUUGAGAGCUUAGAGAUUGGGAAAUUGUUUAGGUAUAUUUGCUUUUGUGCUUCUGUAUGCUUUUGCUUUACCAUGUUCAUUGUAAUUGUUAUUCAGAUGAUAUGCUAUUAUUUGGCUUGAGUUCUAAUGAAGAACUAUUUGGUUCAAUUUCAAUGAUCGUGUUGACUGUUGAGAGUUGCUA
Molecule: messenger RNA, 1459 nt
Organism: Tripterygium wilfordii
Lineage: Eukaryota; Viridiplantae; Streptophyta; Magnoliopsida; Celastrales; Celastraceae
Product: phytochrome A-associated F-box protein
Exons: 1
Coding region: 204-1205 (333 amino acids)
Molecular function (GO): protein binding
Source: RefSeq, a predicted model, not a curated record